Lodderomyces pseudojiufengensis is the source of this 1593-nucleotide messenger RNA. RefSeq names its product IFG3. Gene Ontology annotation, molecular function: D-amino-acid oxidase activity; FAD binding. The record is from RefSeq and is a predicted model, not a curated record. Gene Ontology annotation, biological process: vacuolar transport. The coding region runs from base 1 to 1593 and encodes 530 amino acids. Lineage: Eukaryota; Fungi; Ascomycota; Pichiomycetes; Serinales; Debaryomycetaceae. The transcript has 3 exons.
AUGACUAAGAUUGUAAUAGUAGGAUCUGGUAUAAUUGGAUUAUAUACAGCUUUUACAUUAAUAGAGAAUGGAACUUCACCAAAUGAUAUAUCAAUAAUUGCUGAAUAUUUACCAGGUGAUGAAUCAAUUAAAUUUACAUCUCCUUAUGCUGGUGGUAAUUUUUCAUGUAUUACAGGAGAUGAUAAAGAAACAUUAGAAUUUGAUAAAUAUACUUAUUUAAAUUUAAAUAAAGUUCAAUCAGCCAUGGGGAAAAUUAAUGGAUUAGAUCGUUAUAAAUCUACUGAAUAUUGGGAUGAAAAACCAAGUGAUGAAAAAUUAAAUUCUUUAAAAAGUUAUUUACAAGAAUUUGAAGAAAUUAAAGAACCACCUUUUGGCUCAGCUUAUGGAAUUACUUUCUUAUCUUGGAAUUUCAAUUGUCCAAAAUUUUUAUUAGCUUUUAAACAGUAUUUGGAGAAGCAAGGGAUAAGCUUUACCAAAAAAAAAUUAACUCACAUAGUACAAGCAUAUUCUGGGGACACCAAAAUUGUUUUCAAUUGUACAGGUAUUGGAGCUAAAGCUUUAGUUGAUGAUAAAAAUGUUUAUCCAGGAAGAGGACAAGUUGUUGUUAUAAAAGCGCCACAUAUUCAAGAAAAUGUUUUAAGUUGGGGAAAUAGAGAACCUACAUAUAUUAUCAAGAGACCAUUCUCUCAUGAUCAAUUAAUAUUAGGUGGAUACUAUCAAAAAGAUGAUUGGAACCCAGAUUCGUUAAAGGAAUAUACUGAUAGUAUAUUAAAACGAACAACCACGUUAUUCCCCAAAAUCUUAUCAGAAAACCCUCAUGGUAAUGAAAUAAAAGAUCUUGAAAUUUUAAGAGUUGCUGUUGGAUUGAGACCUGGCAGAAAUGGUGGUGUAAGAAUUGAAAAAGAAUUUUUUGAUGAAGGAAAAAUUCUUAUACAUAAUUAUGGAGCUAGUGGUUAUGGAUAUCAAGCUGGACUAGAAAGACUUCGAAAGAAUCAACGUGCAUUAGAAAAGACUCAAAGAGAAUUAACAAGAGAAGUUACCAAAUUACAACAACAAGAAAAGAAAUUAAUUAGUGAUAUUAAAAAAUCUGCAAAGCAAGGACAAAUAUCAAGUGCCAAAAUACAAGCAAAAGAUCUUAUAAGAACUAAAUCAUAUAUUAAUAAAUUCAAUUCUAUGAAAGCUCAACUACAAGCUAUAUCUUUACGAGUACAAUCGGUAAGGUCAAAUCAACAAAUGGCAAUGUCAAUGAGAGAUGCAACAAGAGUAUUAUCAGGAAUGAAUAGAUCAAUGAAUUUACCACAAUUAUCAAGAAUAGCUCAAGAAUUUGCAAAAGAAAAUGAUUUAAUGGAUCAAAAACAAGAAUUUAUGGAUGAUGCAAUUGAUGAUGCAAUGGCAAUGGAUGAAGAUGAAUUAGGAGAAGAAGAACAAAUUGAUGAAAUUUUAGGUAAAGUACUUGAUGAAAUUGGAGUUGAUUUAAAUACAAAUUUAAAAGAUACACCGAGUGGAAUUACAACAAAUGAACAAGAAGAAAAAUUACCACAAGCUAUAGGAGAAGAUGAUUUACAAGCAAGAUUAGAUAGUUUAAAAAAAUAA